Messenger RNA from Oppiella nova, 1700 nucleotides. Lineage: Eukaryota; Metazoa; Arthropoda; Arachnida; Sarcoptiformes; Oppiidae. The record is from the annotation of a GenBank genome assembly.
GGUGGGAAGACGUGGCAUACCUUCAGGGAAGACUACCAUUGAUCCCCUUCUCAAACAUGACGGGCUCUCAACCAAACUUUGACUUCUGGCCCAUUAAGACGGGCACUCGUAUCGAGCGAUUGGCUCUAAUUAUGAGUUUUCAUCUGCAGUUCUGGCAACUGAUCCGAAAGGAACAACUAAAGCCAGUCAUCAACAAAUCGAUGCAACCGUUAGCCAUGAAUCAGUUCCACCGUAUUUUCAAUACGUGCCGAAUCCCGGGCCAAGUCAGGGACAGUCUGUUAACUUGCUUUAAAACGGAAUCCGAGGGCUCGAAGGCACCGACAAACCUAAUAGUGCUGUACAGGGGAUACCUGUUUAGCUUUGAUUUAGUCGAAAAUGACGAAAUCCUGACCGCACAUGAAAUUGAGGGCCAAUUGAAGUUCAUUGAGGACUGGUGUCAGCAGCAGUCCACCGCCGGACCCGGUGUCGGCGCCCUUACCACCACCGACCGAACCAAAUGGGCGCAGAAUCGCGAGUAUUUGAUUCAAUUGAGUGCCGACAAUAAGACAAUUUUGGACACAAUUGAAAGUUCACUGUUGGCCGUGGCUUUGGAUGAUAACGAGCCCAUCACUCAGGAAGAGAUACUACGAGAGGCACUGUUAGGCGACUGUUGCGAAAACCGAUGGGCUGACAAGUCCUACACAUCCAUUGCUUAUAUGAACGGAAACUUUGCCGGAAAUUUGGAUCACACACCGUUUGAUGGGAUGGCAAUCGCCACGGAAGCCCAGUAUAUCCUAAUGUCAAUCAAUGAAUGCAAAGGUGUUUACAGCGGAUCUAAAUCCAAACGCGUCCUCUCGGAGCCAAUUCUGCUGGACUUCAAACUCGACGAUCAAUUGGCGAAAGAAAUACAAAUCGCAAAGUUUUCGCACAAAAAAAUGUGCGAAACCAUUGAAAUCACGUACAAAGUGUUCACAGAAUACGGCCGAUCCGUGUCCGCCAAACACCAGAUACAUCCCGAGGCGUACAUACAACUGGCCAUUCAGUUGGCCUACUAUAGGACCCACGGGAAGGCGGCGCCCACUUAUUGUACGGCCACUACGAGAAAGUUUUAUCGGGGAAGGACUGAGACGUGUAGGCCCUGUGUGCUCGAGAACGUCGAGUUCGCCAAAGCCAUGACCGAUGGCUCUAAAAAUGAGACUGAACUCUACGCUAUGCUCCAGAAAGCGGGCAAAAAGUUUCAGCAAACGAUGGCAAACGCGUGCAACGGUUACGGCUGCGAUCGGCACCUACUGGGCCUCUACUUGACGGCCCUGGAGAACGGCGUGGAGGUGCCCGAGCUCUAUAAGGAUCCGUCGUACGUGAAAAGUGGCGGAAACGGCAACUUUGUGUUGUCCACCAGUUGUGUGGGCUACUGGAAUGUUUGCGGAAGUAUGCCUCCCAUGGUGAGCGACGGUUACAGCUUUUUCUAUGGCAUUGAGAACCAUCAGUACUCGUUCACCAUCUCCUCCUACAACAGUUGCACCGAAACCAGCGCUCAAUUACUUCAAAACAAUCUGUAUUUGUCUCUCUUGGAUAUGAAGAAAAUACUUGACUCUAAUCAACAGUAAUAGACAUAUAGUCAUCAAAAAGUUAUGACAAGUUUUCAAUAACUUAUUCCUAAUUGAGUGGACUAUAUGUUUGUCUAUUAUAUAACUUAUAAGGAAAUGUGGUAUAUUUGGCAC